GAGUGUUGUGGUGAGAGUGAUCAGACUGAAACAAGAUGUUACUGUUUGGAGUAAGGCUCAUGAAACCUCAGACUAUGAGAAUCACAUUGCCCACUCUCCUUGCCACCCUGCAGACUUCGAUAGAAGCAAACUGUAAUCCUCCAAGUGCAUUACAAUAUUUAGACGUAUAUACUGAUGGCUCCAAAGGAGAACUCGGGACUGGCAGAGCCUGGUGUGCAAUGGAGGGUGACCACAUAAUCCAUUCAUGGGCUAAGAAGCUUUAUCCAAGUAACUCGGCAUUUCAGGCAGAACUUACAGCCCUAAAGGCAGCUCUGGACUUUACUGCUAAUAAUGGCAGGUAUAAAGUAAUUUACACAGACUCAAUGUCAAGCUUGCAGGCCAUACAGGGCGACCGCAGUAGACAUUCCAUUGUCAGAGACAUACAGAAACUAUUAUUUUCGAUUCCUGCAAGUCUGAGGCCCCAGCUACAGUGGGUUCCAGCUCAUACGGGGAUUAAAGGAAACGAAGCAGCGGAUAUGAUUGCGAAAGGUGCAGCCAAUGAACCCCGCGUGAGUAGCAUUGGUGUGCCCCUUCCGCACUCAUAUCUGAAAACUACUCUCAAAUGUGAACUAAUGAAUCAGUGGCAGAACUACUGGGAGGCAAGCACCACAGGCAGAAGGCUUGGCUCUCAAAAUUUAUUUGCUGAUCAACUGACAUGUAACAUGUAG
This is a messenger RNA of Stegodyphus dumicola, 707 nucleotides long. RefSeq lists its product as uncharacterized. The record is from RefSeq and is a predicted model, not a curated record. NCBI's taxonomy places the organism in Eukaryota, Metazoa, Arthropoda, Arachnida, Araneae, Eresidae.